Messenger RNA from Entamoeba invadens IP1, 633 nucleotides. RefSeq lists its product as hypothetical. The transcript has a single exon. The coding region runs from base 1 to 633 and encodes 210 amino acids. The record is from RefSeq and is a predicted model, not a curated record. NCBI's taxonomy places the organism in Eukaryota, Evosea, Mastigamoebida, Endamoebidae.
AUGGCUAAUAUCAUAGAAAAAACAAUGGUGUUGCUACAAACGCAAAUGAAUACACUCGAAAAGGAUAACAAACACUUAAGAAUGCAACUCUCAAACAAAACAGCAGAAUGCACAGAAAAAGAAAACACAAUCAAAACACUUAAAAACAUUCAACAGAAAUCUGUCGAAGUCAAACUUCAAGAACAGGAAAAGCCAACUCUUCUAAAAACAAUCGAAGUAACUGAAGAACACAAUGAAAAGCAAAUCCAACAGCCAAAAAAACAAAAAAGAACUACAAAACGCAAAACACACACAAAACCAAUUUCACAGAACCACCAAGCGCAGCUCGAGAGAGUUCGUGAGAAGCCACAUAAGACUGAGCAACCACCCAAAGCCGUUCCAAAUCACGCUGAAAAAGAAGAAAUAGAGACUCUAAUAUAUCCAAAGGAAGCAGACGUUUCUCAAAUACCUUUUAUAGAUCCCAAGAGUUGUAAACCAAUGUCUUCGAAAAAAGUGCAACUCACUCAACUUGAACAAUUGAAGAGUGUUGAACCAUCACAAACCCUUCAGUCCGACUCUCCUGUGUUAAAUUCGGUCAAAAAGAUGCAUGAGACGAUUCUUCAAAUGAAAAGUGCCAUGGAUAAGGAGUUAUAA